UUCUACCUUCGGUCCAAGGCCACGUUUCACGGAACUGUAGGCUGCAGGGGAAGAGCUGGUGGUCAGUAUUCAAGAAAUACAGCAACAUAAAAGAUGGGUGUCACAGGGAUGUUAAUUACCUUGUUUCUACUGAUUCUCAGUGCUCUUGAUGUUCUGUUCUUCUUCUUACCCAAUUCAAAUUUUGAUCCUAAGGCAGUGAGUGUUUUUGAAAAGACCAGACCCAAAUUUGAAGGAGCACUGAAGGUUAACAGCAUCUUAGCAAAGACUCAGAAGUGGCAUGAAGGAGAUCUAGUUGGUCCAGAAUCUAUAGCUGCAGAUAGCACAGGUACUUUGUAUGCUGGCUUAGCUGAUGGGAGGAUUGUAAAACUUGAAGGAGAUAAAGUGGUAGAUGUUGUUCGAACUGGGAAGCAGGUGGCAAACUGUGGGACACCAGAAGCUGAGCCCACCUGUGGACGUCCCUUGGGAAUGCGCUUUGACAAAUAUGGAAUCAACCUGAUUGUGGCUGAUGCUUAUCUAGGCCUGUUAGAAGUCAACCCAAAGGCCAGGACAGUCAGCACCCUUGUACCUCCCUCUCCUGGGAUGAAUAAUAGGCCCUUUAGAUUUGUGAAUGAUCUUGACAUUGCGCGAGACAGAACCAUCUACUUUACUGAUUCAAGCAGCAAGUGGCAGAGACGUCAGUUGCACUACUCUAUACUAGAAGGAGAUAACACUGGAAGGCUUAUGGCAUACCAUCCUAAGACAGGAGAAAUGGAGGUUCUUAUGGAUGGACUUCAUUUUGCCAAUGGUGUUCAGAUUUCUCCUGAUGGAGACCAUGUGUUGGUAGCAGAAACAGGAGCGUUAAGGAUAAUGAAGUAUUACAUCAAAGGGGAACAUGAAGGCAAAUCAGAAGUUUUUGCCCAGAACCUUCCUGGAUUUCCAGACAAUAUUCGGUUAAGUAGCAAAGGAGGAUACUGGGUUGGUAUAGCAACUGUGCGUACUGACUUCUUUGACUUGUUUCAACUGUAUCCAAGGGCAAAGAGCUUUACAGCAAAGGUUUUCUCCUUACCAUGGCUAAUUGGUAAAACAUCCCGCAACUAUGGUCUCCUCCUGGAGCUGGAUGAAAAUGGUCAUAUUACCCGAAGCUUCCAUGAUCCAACUGGCAGUGUUAUACCUGGUUCCCUCAGUGAGGUUCAUGAUGAUGGGGAUGUGCUCUUCUUUGGAAGUUUCAGGUCUCCAUUUGUCGGUCGGCUGGAGCUAAAAGACUGACUUAGGAAUAGAUGUCAGGGUUUCUUGGUUCUUGAAAGAAAAACUGCUGGCUCUCGCAAUUUAUGUUUUCAUUAUAAAAGAUUUUAUUUUUGUACAAAUUUAAACGCAUGCACGUAGAUCACAUUGCAAGAGAGAAAGGCUAUCUCGAAUGAAGUCAUCUCUGUUGUAUUAGUUGCAGUUCUGAUGAAGUAAAAUAUUUUAGUUUUUGUU
This is a messenger RNA of Pocillopora verrucosa, 1455 nucleotides long. RefSeq names its product adipocyte plasma membrane-associated protein. Gene Ontology annotation, cellular component: endomembrane system. The record is from RefSeq and is a predicted model, not a curated record. Lineage: Eukaryota; Metazoa; Cnidaria; Anthozoa; Scleractinia; Pocilloporidae. Gene Ontology annotation, biological process: biosynthetic process. Gene Ontology annotation, molecular function: strictosidine synthase activity; hydrolase activity.